Messenger RNA from Acanthisitta chloris (rifleman), 593 nucleotides. It is a transcript of the gene RPS15, whose product is annotated as ribosomal protein S15. Lineage: Eukaryota; Metazoa; Chordata; Aves; Passeriformes; Acanthisittidae. Gene Ontology annotation, biological process: ribosomal small subunit assembly; translation. Gene Ontology annotation, molecular function: RNA binding; structural constituent of ribosome. Gene Ontology annotation, cellular component: cytosolic small ribosomal subunit; ribosome. The annotation marks the transcript as partial. The record is from RefSeq and is a predicted model, not a curated record. The transcript has 3 exons.
CUCUCCCGGGUGGCCCCGACCCCUUCCUUGCCCCCUUCGCCCCCGCUCUGUCCCACUCUGAAUUCCUGUCUCCCAUCUUGACCCGUGCACUGUCCCACCCUCAUCCCCCUCUCUGCCACCCUGACCUCUCUCUCCCGCUGCAGGCGGAGGUGGAGCAGAAGAAGAAACGAACCUUCCGCAAGUUCACCUACCGCGGGGUGGACCUGGACCAGCUCCUCGACAUGUCCUACGAGCAGCUGAUGCAGCUGUACAGUGCGCGGCAGCGGCGGCGCCUGAACCGUGGGCUGCGCCGCAAGCAACAUUCCCUGCUCAAGCGCCUGCGCAAGGCCAAGAAGGAGGCACCACCCAUGGAGAAGCCUGAGGUGGUGAAGACUCACCUGAGGGACAUGAUCAUCCUGCCAGAGAUGGUGGGCAGCAUGGUGGGAGUCUACAAUGGCAAGACCUUCAACCAGGUGGAGAUCAAGCCUGAGAUGAUUGGGCACUACCUGGGCGAGUUCUCCAUCACCUACAAGCCAGUGAAACAUGGACGUCCUGGGAUUGGUGCCACCCACUCCUCGCGCUUCAUCCCUCUCAAGUAACCCUUCAGGAGCCUU